AUGCAACCCUGUUAUUCUCUUAAUGGGCUUCAACUAGGCGCUUGCUCGGAUAGUCGUAAAAGCGUUCGGUUUGCCGAGCACAUCGGAUUGAGACGAAUCUCCUACACAAACACGGAAGAAGGGUUCACUGAGUGGAUAUCAGGAAAGCUUAAGGCUUUACGCCCCUCCAGAGUCUCUACUGUUAUACACCGGGAUGACUCAAGCGUCCCCACGUUUGGAUUACGGUGUCUUUCAAAGGUCGGUCGCAGACAUCGGUCAGUGAGCCCAAUCGAAGCUGUUGUCUGGAAAAGUGGUCGACAGUUACGUCAAGUCCCUCAAUCAUCAAAUAUCCUCAGGCGAAUCCACGAUUUCUCCACUAAUUUUCGACGCAGUCGUGAACGCCUUCGCCUUAACUCAUGGCGAAGUCAACCUUCACUAAAGCCAUUUACUGACAAAUGUAAACAAUAUACAGAUUUACCCGCUGAUUCUCAUUCGGGUAAGAUGGAGUCAGUUUACAUAUCUGAUGCGGACGAGGAUUACGAGUGGGAGUGCACAUCGAGCGAAUGGGACAACUAUGAAAAUGCCCUUUUCUUCCGACCUCAACAAGAAAGGUUCGUGAGAGUCGGUCUCUAUGAGUCUACAAACAGCUGCAGUCCCGAUGCGGAUUAUGAGUUCGACGAAUACACUACCCGUGAAAAACAGCACGCCCAUAAUUUAAGGCCGAACAAGCGUUCGGAAGACGGAGAGAUAAGUGCCUUAUCGGGUGGGUCCCAGCCUCCCGGUGAACUAGUGCUUUCUUCAUAUGUUAUCCCGCAGACGACCAAACUUCAAGAUCGUGUGACAAAAUCCUUGAGUAGACUAAAUCUACCUCCAUGGAUGAAAAGUGGGACAGAAAAUUUUACCAAGGAUAGGGUUUUUGGAUUAACCAAAUUUGUUUCCCAUCUCCCUCGAUUUCCUCGAUAUGUUUGUGCUACCGAGGACACUGGCGAAGUAAUUCAAGCAAAGCAUAUUACUCGGGAGUUCUUUCAAAAGGUGUAA
Mesocestoides corti is the source of this 1017-nucleotide messenger RNA. Lineage: Eukaryota; Metazoa; Platyhelminthes; Cestoda; Cyclophyllidea; Mesocestoididae. The record is from the annotation of a GenBank genome assembly.